Messenger RNA from Pangasianodon hypophthalmus (striped catfish), 1890 nucleotides. It is a transcript of the gene slc35d4, whose product is annotated as transmembrane protein 241. The transcript is spliced from 15 exons. Bases 254 to 1147 code for a protein of 297 amino acids. Gene Ontology annotation, cellular component: Golgi apparatus. Gene Ontology annotation, molecular function: antiporter activity. Lineage: Eukaryota; Metazoa; Chordata; Actinopteri; Siluriformes; Pangasiidae. The record is from RefSeq and is a predicted model, not a curated record.
AAUUUAUUCAUCGUUGAACGGUAAGCCUCUAAUAAUUCCCUUGUGCUUAUAACAUGAAGUUUGUAGAACGCAGCCUGACGUCACGCGCGUCGUCCCCGGAAACAGGAAGUAGUUUUUCAUCAACGCUUUACGUGGAGGGCUGAUCAAACUUUCUCGCGGUGAAGUUUGGUUUCUAAUAGAAUAUUCGCUGCAUAUUCGAGUUUCUCUUUUAUAUAUUUUAAAUGACUUCCAGAAUACAGAGGAUUUCUGACCGAUGAAUUUAGCACGAGCCAUUCCAGGGCUUUUAUUCUGUAUCUUUUUCGUGGGAUCCUGUUUCACAAAUAAGUAUGUACUUUCUGUCCUGAAGUUUACAUAUCCCACUCUUUUCCAGGGGUGGCAAACCUGCACUGGAGCUCUUCUGCUUUGGGUGACUGGGAAACUGGGAUGGGUGGAAAUAAAAGGUUUCCCCAGAUCUGCAGCAGUGUCCUGGCUUCCAGGAUCAGUCCUUUUUUUGGGGAACAUAUAUGGUGGAUCCAGAGCCUUGUCCAUCCUGCCUAUCCCAUUCUUUUUUGUAUUGCAAAAUGUGUCAGAAGUGGUCUUCUCUCUUCUUGUUAGAUUCACACAAAAAGAGAGGUCAUCAUGGAUGAAGACAUUCAGUGAAAACCUGAUGCUGAUGUCAGCUAUUACUCUUGCACUUCAAAAUCGUCAGUUUGGGCUAAAUGGUUAUGUAUGGGCUGUCAUCCACUUUUGCUGUGUUGGGUUAUAUAAAGUGUUCCAGAGGAAUUCAAAGUCUAGCCAUCUGAGCGAUCUUGAACAACAGUUAAUCAACUACGUGGUCAGCAUCUUGCUGUUGGCUACUGCAGCACAUCCAACAGGUGAUCUUUUUGGUGCUCUGGAUUUUCCCUUCCGUAGGUCCUAUAAAUUCUAUAGUGGUUGUUUUGCCAGCGCUAUACUUGGCUUUUUUCUGGCGCUAGCAUCAGUAAAGUUGAAGAGUGGACUUUCUUUGGUGCACUGUGCGGUCUGGCUGUUCCUGGCCAAGAUACUGGCUUCUGGUCUGUCCAUUUUCAUAUUCAGCACAGAAAUCGGACCAGUAACAUUAUGCUGCAUCCUUACAAACCAUGUUGGUGAGGCGCUAUCAAUUCACGCUAACAGACUUCUGGAGAGCUGAAAACAAAUUUCAUUACAUAAUUACAUAAUGAUACUUCGCCUUGACUUAUCUUUCUUUUCUUUAUAAUAUUAUACAAUAUAACAGCUGACAAUCAUGACAGUUUAAAGGAGCAUGGAGCAUUUAAUAUCAAAGAAUGUAAUUUCCAGAUGUUUGUGUUUGCAUAUUUACAUAUCUGUGAUCACAGGAAAUUUUAUUUUGUACUGUAAUAGGCAUUGCUGAUGGCAUGGUCUACACAGGCAAUAUGCUGUGUCUAAAUAUGGAUUAAAAACAGUAUCUAUCCUUAGUAGGUAUAUAUAUUUUGUAUUAACAACUGGAUGAUGAAUACAGAAAUAGAUUCUGGGGUUAGUAAACUUCAUUUUCAAAUUAGGAAACUUUGAGUUACUUUGGAUUCAGCUUAAAACUGUAACUAUAAACUAGCCAUCUUGGUAACUAGUAUAUUAUUAGUUAGCAUUUCAUCAUUACAUAGCAUUGCUGUAUGCUUUCGCCACUUUCAGCAAUUCCUAUUUGCCGCUAUACAUUUUAUAUUCUCAGCUAUGCUCAGUAUUAUAUUACAUAAGUGUAUUGUUCAUGGCACUUUGAUUUUAAUUUUGUGUUUGUGUACAUUAUGAGUGCUCAAAAACAUAUGUAGUACUGUUUUGUCUAGGGAAAUUAUAUAAAUGAUUUCCAUCAUCUCAUAAUGCUUGGUUAAUACUGUUUUUCCUUGCUUUUAAAAAUGGAACUGAAAUAAAAAAUUUUAAAAAACU